CCAUUCCAACCAGCUGUUCUGCGACUGCCACCUGGGCUGGCUCGCGCAGUGGCUGCGCCAGCGCCCCGCCAUCGGGCUCUUCACACAGUGCGCCGGGCCCCCCCCCCCUCCGCGGCAUCAGCCUGCCCGAGCUCCAGAAAAACGAGUUCAGCUGCUCAGGCCAGGAAGAGACAGGGUGCGUCCCACGGCCACAGUGCCCUCAGGAGUGCACCUGCCUGGACACGGUCGUUCGCUGCAGCAACAAACACCUCAAGUCGCUGCCCAAGGGGAUCCCAAAGAACGUCACUGAGCUUUACCUGGACGGCAAUCAGUUCACACUGGUCCCCGGAGAGCUCUCCUCCUUCCGAUCCCUGCAGCUGGUUGACCUGAGCAACAACAAGAUCAGCUCCUUGAGCAACUCCUCCUUCACCAACACGAGCCAGCUCACCACCCUGAUCCUCAGUUACAACGCCCUGCAGUGCAUCCCCCCGCUGGCCUUCGAAGGGCUCCAGGCGCUCCGGCUGCUGUCUCUGCAUGGCAACGACAUCUCCAGCCUGCCAGAGGGCAUCUUCGCCGACGUCACCUCCUUGUCCCACCUCGCCAUCGGGGCCAACCCCCUGUACUGUGACUGCCACCUGCGCUGGCUCUCGGGCUGGGUCAAAACAGGCUACAAGGAGCCCGGCAUCGCCCGCUGCGCCGGCCCGCCCGACAUGGAAGGCAAGCUGCUGCUCACCACCCCGGCCAAGAAGUUUGAGUGCCAAGGUCCGCCGGCCCUGAGCAUCCAGGCCAAGUGUGAUCCCUGCCUCUCCAGCCCGUGCCAGAACCAAGGCACCUGCCACAGUGACCCGCUGGCCGCCUACCGCUGCACCUGCCCCAGCGGGUACAAGGGCAAAGACUGCGAGGAGCCCGUGGACAGCUGCUCCAGUAGCCCCUGCGCCAACGGCGGGACCUGCCAGCCCCCGGAGCGGGAGGGGACCGGGUUCACGUGCCUUUGUGCAGCAGGAUUCGAGGGGCCGACCUGCAGCGCCAUCACCGACGUCUGCCAGGACCAGGCCUGUGCCAACGGGGGCACCUGCAUGCCUGGGCUCGGAAACGGCACCUGUCUGUGCCAGCCCCACUACACAGGACGGGCCUGCGAGGAGCUGCUGGAUCUCUGCUCCGUGGAGCUCAGCCCCUGCCCGCACGGUGCCCAGUGCGUCGUCACUGCCGCGGGGCCCCGGUGUGAGUGUGCCCCCGGCUACGGGGGGGACAACUGCAGCCUGGACCCUGGCUGCCGGGACCACCGCUGCCAGCACGGCGCCCAGUGCCAGGCCGAGGGGAGCGGCUACUCCUGCCUCUGCACACAGGGCUACAGCGGGCAGCUGUGUGAGAUGCCGCCUCGCGCCCAGCCCAGUCUCUGCGCGCGGGCCGAGUGCCAGAACGGGGCCGACUGCGUGGAGCUGGGCACCCGGGCCGUGUGCCGCUGCCCCCCCGGCUUCGGGGGCCCCAAGUGCGAGAAGCUGCUGAGCGUCAACUUUGUGGACCGGGACACGUACCUGCAAUUCACCGACCUGCACAACUGGCCGCGGGCCAACAUCACGCUGCAGGUCUCCACGGCCGAGGACAACGGGAUCCUGCUGUACAACGGGGAUCGGGACCACAUGGCCGUGGAGCUGUACCAGGGCCACGUGCGGGUCAGCUACGACCCCGGCAGCUACCCCAGCUCGGCCAUCUACAGCGCCGAGACCAUCAACGACGGGCAGUUCCACACGGUGGAGCUGGUGACCUUCGAGCAGAUGGUGAAUCUCUCCAUCGACGGCGGCAGCCCCAUGACCAUGGACAGCUUCGGCAAGCCCCACACGCUGACCAGCGAGGCGCCGCUCUACGUGGGAGGCAUGCCGGUGGACGUGAACUCGGCCGCCUUCCGCCUCUGGCAGAUCCUCAACGGCACCGGCUUCCAUGGCUGCAUCCGCAACCUCUACAUCAACCACGAGCUGCAGGACUUCACCAAGACCCAGAUGAAGCCGGGGGUGGUGCCGGGCUGCGAGCCAUGCCGCAAACUGUACUGCCUGCAUGGCCUAUGCCAGCCCGACGCCGCCCACGGCCCCGUCUGCCACUGCGAGCCGGGCUGGGCAGGGCCCCACUGCGACCAGCAGGGCCACAGCCCCUGCCAGGGCCACAAGUGUGUCCAUGGGGACUGCGUGCCCCUCGACGCCCUCUCCUACAGCUGCCAGUGCCGUGACGGGUACCACGGCGCCCUGUGCAGCCAGCCGGGCGAGCUCGACAACCCCUGCAAGAGCCUGCCUUGCGUGCACGGGCACUGCCAGAUCUCGGCCCGGGGGGAGGCGUCCUGCGAAUGCCAGAGCGGCUACGCCGGCCAGCUGUGCGACCAAGAGUCGGAGUGCCGGGGCGAGCCGGUGCGGGAGCACCCCCAGGUGCAGCGGGGCUAUGCCAUCUGCCAGACCACGCGCCCCGUCUCCUGGGUGGAGUGCCGGGGCUCCUGCCAGGGCCAGGGCUGCUGCACGGGGCUGCGCCUCAAGCGGAGGAAGUUCACCUUCGAGUGCAGCGACGGCUCCUCCUUCGUGGAGGAGGUGGAGAAGGCCAGCAAGUGCGGCUGCGCCCGGUGCAUGUAGCAGCCGGCGGCGGGAGGCAGCAGAGCCGGGGCCCGCCGAGGAGAACGCCGCUAGAGACGAGGGGCGGAGCCGCUGGAGGCACCGCCCAUGAGCUGGGACUCCCAAAGCCCGCGUCGCUGUCCGAGCAGGCCCCGCCGGCCGCCCUGGAGCAGGGGCUGCCGCGUGCCGCGAGCCACCACAGGACACCCGUGUAGAGAGGGAGGGUUUUUUAAAACUGCAGCUCCCCAAAUGUAUUUAUAGUGGGUGGGGACACGGGGAGCAGGCCCAGCCCCCGCCCUGUGUUUGCUUUCUCCGCUUUGUACAGCCCCAGACCCGCUCUGGCCCACCCCCGCUCCCAGCCUGCGUAAAUUCCCGUGGGACGGGCUGCCAGGUCGGCCGAGGGACCGGGGGCUGGGCCGC
Trachemys scripta elegans is the source of this 2990-nucleotide messenger RNA. It is a transcript of the gene SLIT1, whose product is annotated as slit guidance ligand 1. Gene Ontology annotation, molecular function: Roundabout binding; calcium ion binding; heparin binding. Lineage: Eukaryota; Metazoa; Chordata; Testudines; Emydidae. Gene Ontology annotation, biological process: negative chemotaxis; axon guidance. The record is from RefSeq and is a predicted model, not a curated record.